AUGAACGCGACGGCCCUCGUGCAUACCCUAUCGCUGGCGGCGGGGCAGGCGCGCUUCGGCCCCAAGUUCAAGAACUACGAGUACUUCACCGCGAAGCAUCUGGACAAGCGGUCCAUCGACGAGUGCACGCCGUACCACGACGGCGACGUCUUCCUCACGGCCCACGCGGCCUUUAGUCUCGAGUUCGAGCAGGCCCUGCAGGCUAUCGACCCGUCCCUGGCGUCGCCCUACUGGGACUACACGCUCGACGACGAGAAGUACGGCGAGGACUGGGCCGCGGAGUCGGCGAUCUUCUCAAAGAACAUGUUCGGCUCCUACGGCGCGUCGCGCACGUCCGAGGGCCACCGCAUCGGCGACGGGCCCCUCGUCGGCGCGCGCGUCGCGACGCAGGGCGCCAUGAACCGCAGUGACUGGCCCGAGUCGAACAGCUUCGGGCGGCUCACGGAGGCGUGGAACGCCGACGACACGAUGUUCGUCGGCCGCGCGGACACGAUCUGCGAGCUCGAGACGAAGGCACGAUUGCCGGGCUGCUCCAAGCUCGCGCUGGCCAUCGCGGCGUCGAACUCGACGGCGUACCCGGGCGCGUUCCUUCCCUCGUUCGAGAACGCGAUCGAGACGGGCUUCCACGCGGAGCUCCACGGCAUGCUCGGCGGCGCCUGGGGCUGCGAGAUGCGCGACGGCACGUCCCUGUCCAUGAAGGCCUUCGCGACCGCGCACCCGGAGACGCGGAAGAUCCUGGAGAUUCUGGGCGUCUACCUGAACCUGCUCUGGCGGUCCGUCUACAAGCGGGACCCGAACUGCGGCGCCUGCGACAUGGCCGUCACCUGCCCGGCGUCGGGGACCUGCAGUAGCGGCGACGGGUCCUGCCGGUGCUUCUCCGCGGCCUUCGAGGAAGCGUACGCGGCCGCGAAGGACGACGACGAGAAGCUGCUCAAGCUCGCCAACGAGGCGCUGCGCGUCGACGCCAUCAACAGCGCCAUGAAGAACGCCCAGGCCGCCGUGGGCCUCUGGCAGAACACGACGGGCAACGUCCAGUUCAUCGGCCCCGACGGCGCGCCGCUGAGCGCGGCCGCGAACAACGCGCUCAAGAUCUUCCUGGCCAAGCUCGUGCUCCACCCGGCCAAGGUCGCGCCCUACGCGACGCCGUUGGCGGCGUCCAACGACCCCCUCUUCUGGGUCACGCACAACGCCUGGGAGCGCGUCUGGCACUACGUCCAGCUCCACCCGUCGACGCAGUACGGCAACGCGCUCUACGCGGACUCCGCGGAGCGCCUCAAGCAGUACUGGGACGUGAACCACGCGGGCCUCGAGCCCUACCGCGUCUGCUGGGGGCGCUACUGGGACGCCAAGCUCCCCUUCUCCGACUUCCUCGGCGAGGGGAACCACGGCCAGGACUACACGAACGGCGAGCUCAUGCAGAUCUUCCAGCCGACGAACCCGGACCUGCCCUUCCGCGACAUGGCAAAGCGCGCUCCGGCCUACGAGCUCAUCCGCGGCCGCGACGACGCGCCGCCGCUGCCGAGCGCUCCGGCCUACGAGCUCAUCCGCGGCCGCGACGACGACGCGCCGCUGCCGAGCGCCGACGACGAUCCGCUGCCGAGCGCCGACGCGUUCUUCGCGACGGGCACGGACGACACGUGCUGCGAGGCCGGCGCCGCGUGCUGCUUCGACGUGUAUCGCUUUUGCUGCGUGCCGCGGCCCUGGUGCUGCCCGCGGCAGAACGCGUUCUGCUGGCUGCUCUACAACGGCUGCGCGGGCGCGAGCGCGCGCGACGGCUUCAUCUGGCCGGUCGGCUGCCCCUGCGGCCUCUGCACGUGCUGCUUCCCGCUGAAGAUCUUCGACGUCGCGUGCUGCUGCUGCCGCACGCCCCAGGAGCGCUGCGACAGCUUCCGCUACGUCGGCCAGCGCGUGCUCCACAGCGGCAUCGCCGAGAUCCCGGCGCUCUACCCGUUCCCGCCGGCCGCGAGCGAGCGCGAGGCCUACGACGGCCGCGCGGGGCCCUGGUACGGCGCGCACCCGAACCGCUUCGUGUCGUUCCUCGAGGCGCUGGGCGACUUUUUGACGUCGUGCGCGUGCCUCGCGCCGCUCUGCGCGCGGUUCAACGCCGCGACGGUCGCGCCGACGACGACGUGGCGGCCCGCGAACCGCCACGUGGGCCGCCACGACCGCCAGAUGAACGACAACAAGAACUUUGGGGGCGUCUGGAUCUACCCGAGCCGCUACGGCGGCGCCAUGCCGACGCCGCCGGGCGCGCGGGACGCCCGCGGCGAGCCGUUGCCGACGAACUGCGCGCCCGGCGACGUCGGGAGCCGCGUCAUCUUCUGGGCGCACGGCUCGGCCUUCGCCGUGACGCAGGCCAAGGACUUUCUGUGGCUCUUCGGGCAGAUGCUCGCGGAGCAGACGGGGCAAGUAGUACUCCUCGGCGAGUACGGCCUGACGUCGUCGACGGUCGCGCCCGCGCAGCUCGAGGGCUGGAGCCGGACCUACGCGGCGCUCUGCGAGUUCUACGGCGCGGCGAACGUCGUCGUCGCCGGCGACUCCGCGGGCGGCAACCUGGCCCUGGCGACGGUGCUGCGCGACGGCGCGGCGGCGCCGGGCGCGCUCGCGCUCCUGUCGCCCUGGGUCGACCUCCGCGACGGAGCCGUCGACGCGCCGUCGGUGGCGGCGAACGCGCCGGAGCGGGGGGCGCUGCCGCGCUACGGCCGCGCGGACUACCUGCCGCCCCAGGGCGUGCUCGCGACGGCGGCGUCGUACGCGAACGAGGCCGACCGGUCGACGGCGCUCGUGUCGCCGGGCGUCGCGUCCGCCGCCGACCUCGCGCCGCUCGCGGGCACGCGCGCCUUCGUGACCUGGGGCACCGACGAGGUCUUGCGGGACCAGCAGGCGGCCGUCGCGGCGAAGCUCGCGGCCGCGGGGCUCGACGUCGCGACCUACGUCGCGGCGGCCAUGCCCCACGACGCGGCCGUGGCCGCCGCGGGCCUCAUCUACGCGACGGGCCUCGGCUUCGCGGGUCUCGGCGACUACGGCGCCUUCGAGCCCACGCGCGUCUGGGCCGAGUUCCUCGGCUGGCUCGCGACGGUGCCGGGCUGGGAGGCGACGCGCGUCCCGCCGCGGUGGGUCGCCAAGGGGAAGUGA
Messenger RNA from Aureococcus anophagefferens, 3135 nucleotides. RefSeq lists its product as hypothetical. The record is from RefSeq and is a predicted model, not a curated record. Lineage: Eukaryota; Pelagophyceae; Pelagomonadales; Pelagomonadaceae. Gene Ontology annotation, molecular function: triacylglycerol lipase activity; oxidoreductase activity. The transcript is spliced from 2 exons. The coding region runs from base 1 to 3135 and encodes 1044 amino acids.